Molecule: messenger RNA, 3333 nt
Organism: Linum trigynum
Lineage: Eukaryota; Viridiplantae; Streptophyta; Magnoliopsida; Malpighiales; Linaceae
Source: the annotation of a GenBank genome assembly
ACCGCGGCCCAAAUAUCAGUGGUUCGAAUAUUCCAUAUCAAAUUGCAGUGUUGAAUAUGUAAAAGUGAUGUAAAAUUCUUAAAUUAGUAUUAAUUUUUAGACCUACUAUUACAUAAUCGUAUUCAUACCUUUGUGUAAACUAUGUGGGACUGGUUCUUUGAACAUUUUAGUUCGGCUAACCGUCAAAUUUUAAACAUUUUCCUAUUCUGACAUGAUUGGAUCCAACAAUCAUUAGGAGUUUAAUAAGUUGGUUCGUUUCACCUUUUUCAAUGUGCUAAUGAAUUUGUAGGGAAAGACGUGUCUUUAUAUACACUCUACACAAUAUAUAAUACUAAAAUGAGAAAAUUGUUGUUUCAUUUCAAAUUUCCUACAACGAAAUGAAAGUAGGAAUUAUAUUUUUGCUUCAUAAUUAUUUUAUAGAAACUACAAACUUCCAAAAUCCAGAAAUUGUUGCUCAAACUAAAAAUCAGAGCAUCGAAAAUCAAUGUUCGCAAAUUUUAUUUCGUAUAUCACUUAUUUGAGAGAUUUUUCUCUCUAUAAACAAAGUAAAACGAAACAAGUUAUAGCCAAAAUCAAUAGCUUUGGCUCGAAGACGAUGACAUGCUUCUUCGUGGGAGAAAGAAAUACAUGCGGUAGCGUCAGAGAUCUGGAGAGCAAAGACGAAAAGGAUACACUAAGAGUUCGUGAAUGCGUACUAUGAAAUAGAUCAUCAAAUCACGGGCUUGGGGCUGAAUAAAAUGAUAGAAUGUUAGUUAGAUAGUCGAUGUCGAUGAUAUAGAAUUCGCCAAUUUGGUACAUCUACAGGAGAUCUCCAGAGUCAGCUUAGGAAACAAAGAAUCAAAGGGGAAGAAAAAGAUAUAGACUCUUUUAUUAACAACUAAUUGAGUGCAUGGGGGCGGAUAAACGAUGCGUUCAUUUCUCUUUUCCUUUUUAAAAAAAUAAAACAAAAUAGCAUCGUAAACUUUUUUGGGUUUCUAUUCACCUUUUGAAGUUUGUUCUUUUUCGGGUCUAAUAAGAUUAUUUAAAGCUAUUAUUCUACUAAAAUGAUUUUAUUUUUUUCCACUGCAUUGAUGUAAUAUUUUGACCAAAACAUGUUAGUAAGUUAAAUGAUAUAUUAAUUAAAAUAAUAUAAUAUUCACACUCUUUCGGGCACUCAAAUUAUAAUUCUUGAAGAGUAUACACUCUUACGCUCCCAUUCUAGCUCCUGCUCUAGCUCCCGCUCCGCGAAUUGGUAAGAUAAAUCUGUCAAGUCAAUUAUGUUAACAAAGAGAUGACUGGAAGAACUCGCCUUCCAUCACAUAUUGUCUUCCCUCGCAAACACCCCCAUGCUCAAUUUCCACUUGGUCGUUACUCAUUAAUUCCACUUCUGACACACAUUGGCACCAUAGGAGUGCGACCUUUAUCGCGUGACGAAUACAUAUUGUUGGCGUGCAUUUUAGGAGCUCGAAGGAGGAUAGCAGAAAAUAGUAGAUAGAGAAACAAAUGUAGAUAGUCCGGUCGAGGAAUAAUAUUAUUCAUAUGUAGAUGGGAUUUUAUAUAAUUUGUAAAUAUAUAUAAUAAUUUUUUCAUAUAUCUGGGCAAAAAUGGACUAAAACAAUUAGAUCAUUAACCCUCAACCCACUUAAUCAACUGGGCCAACGGGACCAGGUUGACAACCUUUGAUACUUGAAAUCCAUAUAUUCUAAAAAAUUUGGGUUCCAAUUUUUAUGAUUGAGUCAAAUCGAUCAAUAAUUGUGGACUUUUCAGAGAGUCGUUGAAAUUCAAAAGUCGGUCUUCAAAGUUCUUUCGUGACGGACAAGUUUUUGCGUUUAAUUAUUGUUAGGUCGAAGGAAAAGAAAGCGUGACAGAUGGAGGAUGAGAUUGUGGCUAUUAAUUAUUGGGAGUUGCAUAUGGAGAAGAUAAGCCAUAAAAGGGAUUAAAUUUAAUUUAAUAAUACGUAUGUACUAUAUAUUACAAUGACAUGUUUGAUGUGAAAAAUAAAAGGGACAGAUUUAAGAAAAAUAGAUAAUGGAGUCACAAUUUAUGCUAUUAACUCCACAUAAAAAGUCAAAGAUUAUAUUGAUAUAGUAGAAUUUAAGGUUUUAUAAUGUUGAAUUUUCGUAACUUUUGUACGUGCAUUAGUAUCUUAAACUUAACAACAUCGACUUAUUAUUUAAUCAACCCCAUACACUAAAUUCUAAUAAUUUAUACAAUAAGCAUUAUGUUUUCGUAUUCUUCCAUAUUUGAGAUUUCUAAGCAUAAUCUUUUCGUUAUUCUCUUGGUUUUUUUAUAUACCUUCAAUUCCUACCAUUCUAAAUGGCAUAUAUUUGUUUCAACUCCAACUUCAUAUCCGAUAAUAAAAAGUUCACAAAUUUCUUCUAAGAUAUGAAAAAAAUAUACAACAGUAAAUGAGGAGGACUUGAUAAAAAAAAGUACAUAUUACCUCAUUAUCGGUAAUGUCAUAAUCAGCAAAUACCAUAAAGAUUACUAUGAAAUAAUGAAUUAACUAUUUUAGAAACCUCAACUUAUUUAAAAACAUGAAGAUAUUUAUCAAAAUAAAAUAAAAUUCAUCCGACCAACGAAUCGGGCUAAUAUUUUAAAUAUAAUUAUAAAUUAACCAAUAUUAAUGAUAAAGCGAAACUCAUUCGGCCAAGGGCCGAGUAAAAGCUGGUUAGUUAGAGAUAGAUACUAGAUUCUGAUGACUGGUUAGUGACUAGUGAGUGGCUUUCUGUUCUUGGACAAUGGACAUUAUUCGGAGUUUGGUGGGCUUUUUCCUGGUGUUCGACCCUUUGGAAUGGAGCAAACAUUUGUCAAAUUAAAACUCUCCAUGGUUCCAUACUUCCAUAGAUUAGACAAAAUAAAGUUUUGGAUAAAAUUAGGGUUUAAUAAAACCAUGAUUUUACCAUGGAAUUGAUUUGGUAAAGGUUACAUAGCCUGGCGAUGAAAUUCUUAGUAGGAGCUCGUUCCGGGAAGUGGCAGAUCUCGUGUUCGAUCCCAUCGAUACCCGCUAUGAUGUUUCCGGAGCCAUUUAAUGUAGAUACUCAUGGAGGGCCUGAAGGGCUCAAACAGGUGAACCCCCAGGUUUGGUCUCGCUCCGCCAUCGCUCAAACGAUGUGUGCGUGGGGAUGUUUCUAGGUAAUAAAAAAAAAUUCAUGGAAUUGAUUCAUAUUGAAGUUUGAGUACCCUCGUUACACUCCUGAGGUUGUCCUACAUAAAGAUUAUGAAAUAUGUCUCAUUUUAUCUGUUCUACAUCCGAAGAUCAAGUUAGAAUAAGAAAGUGUGAGAUUAAAUUUAGGGAUAUUUAAAUAAUCGGUCGAAUCAUGAUUAAUGAGAUAAUAAUUUGAGUCAGGUUUA